Messenger RNA from Thrips palmi, 1298 nucleotides. Its product is annotated as serine/threonine-protein kinase Nek7-like. Gene Ontology annotation, biological process: protein phosphorylation. The transcript has 5 exons. Bases 1 to 1125 code for a protein of 374 amino acids. The record is from RefSeq and is a predicted model, not a curated record. Gene Ontology annotation, molecular function: protein kinase activity; ATP binding. NCBI's taxonomy places the organism in Eukaryota, Metazoa, Arthropoda, Insecta, Thysanoptera, Thripidae.
AUGUCGGAGGCAGAGCUGCUGGCCCUGCUCAAGCCGGUGACCCAUGGCGGCACCACCUACAGGUCCACCAGCGAGCUGGUGGUGGACCGGCGCAUCGGCAAAGGCCAGUUCAGCGUCGUGUUCCGGGCCCGCUCCAAGACGGACGGCAGCGUGGUGGCCCUCAAGAAGGUGCAGAUCUUCGACAUGAUGGAUGCCAAGGCCAGGGUGGACUGCGUCAAGGAGACCAACCUGCUGCAGCAACUGGAUCAUCCAAAUGUCAUUCGGUACCUUUCGUCCUUUAUCGAAGAUGGGGAAUUAAAUAUUGUUCUGGAAUUGGCUGAUGCGGGGGACCUACUUAGAAUGAUUAAACACUUCCGUCGCCACAGACGUCUCAUACCUGAGCGUACCAUUUGGAAAUACUUUGUGCAGCUGUGUAGUGCAGUGGAUCAUAUGCAUUCGAAACGAAUAAUGCAUAGAGAUAUCAAGCCUGCAAAUGUAUUUAUCACAGCAUCUGGAGUAAUAAAAUUAGGUGAUCUUGGUUUAGGACGAUUUUUCAGUUCUAAAACAGUAGCUGCUCAUUCUCUUGUUGGAACCCCAUAUUACAUGAGCCCUGAACGUAUUCAUGAACAUGGCUAUAAUUUCAAGAGUGAUAUUUGGUCUCUAGGCUGUCUUCUUUAUGAGAUGGCUGCGCUUCAAUCACCAUUUUAUGGUGACAAAAUGAAUCUGUAUACUCUCUGUAUGAAGAUUGCACAAUGCGACUACCCACCCUUGCCGAGUAAUGCCUACUCUGACAGUUUGAGGAGCUUAGUGGCAGGGUGUAUAACAGCCAACCCAAGCGACAGGCCAGACAUUGGCCACAUGUAUAGUAUAGCACAGACUAUGAACAGCCAAUACAACAGAAAAGUUACCAGUGGAGGGAACAGGCCAGAAGCCAGCAGCAGUGGGUCCACAAGUUCCCAAAGUCGUAGUCGAGGAUCAGGACAGAGGCUACGGAAUCCAGUUGGACUGCUACCGCUUUCACCUCUUGCAACACCCUUGAUGCAGCCCACAGCUCAUGUGCACCGCAGAAUCAGCAAUGUCUCUAUGACACGGGAACAUCAUGAGACACUUUUCCCACCUUUAAUUGACAAAAGCAAUGAUUUGUGAUCUGAUUUGUAAUGCUAAAUGUUUAAAAACAAAAAUUUUUUUCUUUGUCAAUUUUUUACUGUUUGGAAAUUGAACAUGUGAUGUGUCAAAUUUGCUUUGUCUCUGUGCAUUCAUGUCAUUUCUAGCAACAAAAGCAAGAAUGAUUUUAAAUAAAAUAUGAGAAGGACCAGGUA